GGCGCCCGUCGCCUGGUGCCAUUUGUUGUUGAAGCUGCGCACCUGACGCAGUCGACGGCGUCCUGCACGUGCAGCCGUUUAAGCGGCGUCCGCGCCUGCGAGGGCCCCGGGGGAGCAAGCGGCGGAGAGAUAAAAAUAGAACUGGAAGCCACCAUGGGAGAUGAAGAUUGGGAAGCAGAAAUAAUCAAACCUCAUAUGUCUUCUUAUGUUCCUGUAUUCGAGAAGGAUAGGUAUUCUUCUGGAGCAAAUGGAGACACUUUUAACAGGACUCGAGCUUCAUCAUCAGAAAUGGAUGAUGGACCUUCUCGAAGAGAUCAUUUCAUGAGAAGUGGAUUUGCCUCUGGAAGGAGUAUGGGAAACAGAGAUGCUGGAGAGUCUAAUAAAAGAGAGAAUACAUCCACAAUGGGUGGUUUUGGAGUUGGAAAGAGUUUUGGAAACAGAGGUUUUUCAUAUAACAAGUUUGAAGAAGGUGAUAGCUCUGGUUUCUGGAGAGAAUCUAAUAAUGACUGUGAAGAUAAUCAAACACGGAGCAGAGGGUUUUCCAAGAGAGGCGGCUAUCAAGAUGGAAAUGAUUCAGAGGCUUCAGGGUCAUCCAGAAGAGGUGGAAGAAGUAGUUUCCGAGGUUGCCAUGGAGGAUUUGGUCUAGGAAGUCCAAAUAGUGAAUAUGAACAAGAUGAGGGGACACAGCGCACUGGUGGCCUUUUUGGUUCUAGAAGACCUCUUUUAUGCAUUACAGGUAAUGGUGACACUUACCAAAGCCGAAGUGGCAGUGGAAGUGGACGAGGUGGUUACAAAGGUUUAAAUGAAGAAGUAGUAACAGGCUCCGGAAAAAAUUCUUGGAAGUCAGAUGCUGAAGGAGGAGAAAGUGGUGACACCCAAGGACCGAAGGUGACCUACAUCCCGCCACCUCCACCCGAGGACGAGGACUCCAUCUUCGCACACUAUCAGACAGGCAUCAACUUUGACAAAUAUGAUACUAUUCUUGUAGAAGUAUCUGGGCAUGAUGCGCCACCAGCAAUUCUGACUUUUGAGGAAGCUAAUCUCUGUCAGACACUGAAUAACAACAUUGCUAAAGCUGGUUAUACUAAGCUUACUCCUGUGCAAAAAUACAGUAUUCCUAUUAUACUAGCAGGACGAGAUUUGAUGGCUUGUGCUCAGACAGGGUCUGGAAAGACUGCAGCUUUUCUCUUGCCAAUUUUGGCACAUUUGAUGCGUGAUGGAAUAACAGCCAGUCGUUUUAAAGAGCUGCAGGAACCAGAGUGUAUUAUUGUAGCACCAACUCGAGAAUUAAUCAAUCAGAUCUAUCUGGAAGCCAGAAAGUUUUCUUUUGGGACCUGUGUAAGAGCUGUUGUUAUAUAUGGGGGAACCCAGUUGGGGCAUUCAAUUCGACAAAUAGUACAAGGCUGUAAUAUAUUAUGUGCUACUCCUGGGAGACUGAUGGAUAUCAUAGGUAAAGAAAAGAUUGGUCUCAAACAAGUCAAAUAUUUAGUUUUGGAUGAAGCUGAUCGCAUGCUGGAUAUGGGUUUUGGACCAGAAAUGAAGAAGUUAAUUUCCUGCCCUGGAAUGCCAUCAAAGGAACAGCGUCAAACCCUUAUGUUUAGUGCAACUUUUCCAGAAGAAAUUCAAAGGUUGGCUGGGGAGUUUUUAAAGUCGAAUUAUUUGUUUGUUGCUGUUGGACAAGUGGGUGGAGCAUGUAGAGAUGUUCAGCAGACCAUUCUCCAAGUUGGCCAGUACUAAAGAGAAAAACUUGUUGAGAUUCUACGAAACAUAGGUGAUGAAAGAACUAUGGUUUUUGUUGAGACUAAGAAAAAAGCAGAUUUUAUUGCUACUUUUCUUUGUCAAGAAAAAAUAUCAACAACAAGUAUUCAUGGUGACCGAGAACAGAGAGAGAGAGAGCAAGCUCUUGGAGAUUUUCGCUGUGGAAAGUGCCCAGUUCUUGUUGCUACUUCAGUAGCUGCCAGGGGGCUGGAUAUUGAAAAUGUUCAACAUGUUAUCAAUUUUGAUCUUCCUUCUACCAUUGAUGAAUAUGUUCAUCGAAUUGGACGUACUGGUCGUUGUGGGAAUACUGGCCGAGCUAUUUCCUUUUUUGAUCCUGAAUCAGAUAGCCAUUUGGCACAGCCUUUAGUGAAAGUACUGUCAGAUGCUCAACAGGAUGUUCCUGCAUGGUUGGAAGAAAUUGCCUUUAGUACAUAUGUUCCUGGCUUCAGUGGUAAUGCAAGAGGAAAUGUGUUUGUAUCAGUUGAUACUAGAAAGAAUUACCAGGGCAAGAGCACUUUGAACACAGCAGGGUUUUCUUCUUCACAAGCUCCCAGUCCAGUAGACGAUGAGUCAUGGGAUUAAAGCUAAAACAUCCUUCAAGUUUGUGGUAUAGUUUUGAUGCAGAGAAUAAAAUAGUUUUGAUUUUUGAGUUUUUAACAGAAGUGUGAAACCUGACAUUCUUGUAUCUUCUGUCCUUCUGUUCUUACUCCCACCCUUAAAAAAUAUUCUUACUGACUAGUUAUGUGAAAUGCUAAAAAUUACAACAUUGCAGUUGCUGAUACAAAUGGUGUUAACUGGAAAGAUUAAAGCAUUCUAAAUGUCUUGCUUAUUUCUACUGUAUUCUUCAGGGGUUUUAGACAUGUUUCAUGUCUAAAUGCUUAAUCUUAGUGUGGUGUUUAUUGAUCCUAUAACAAGCAGUAGGAUUUAUGAUAAACUUUUGUUUAGAAAUUACUGAGUCUCGUUUUUUGCUUAAAAGGAGCCUUUAAAGCAAUAGUAUGUCACUGAAACAUGGUAACAUGAUUUUCAUGUAGCAGACGGUGAAAGACAUAAGCCUUUUAAGGUGAUUUUGGUUUUAGAUCAUUAGAUAUGUGAUGAAAAUGGUUAAAUGCAAUGUGAGCUCUGUACUCAAUGACAUAACAAAUGUUUGUUUUUAUUCUAUACAGACUUUCCUUGAAAAUAAAGGUUGAAACAUGUUUCCCCCUUUGUUUUCCAAGAGCACUUUUAAUUUUUCUUUGUUGGCAUAUCAUAGUUCUCCUAUAUUUUGAAAUUUUGAGUCUUGUAAAACCAAUGAAGUGAACAAGGUAUUACAUAAAUAUACAUAAAUAAAACAUUAGAUAUUUA
This is a messenger RNA of Zalophus californianus (California sea lion), 3099 nucleotides long. It is a transcript of the gene DDX4, whose product is annotated as DEAD-box helicase 4. The record is from RefSeq and is a predicted model, not a curated record. NCBI's taxonomy places the organism in Eukaryota, Metazoa, Chordata, Mammalia, Carnivora, Otariidae. Gene Ontology annotation, biological process: cell differentiation; gamete generation. Gene Ontology annotation, cellular component: nucleus; P granule. Gene Ontology annotation, molecular function: RNA binding; RNA helicase activity; ATP binding.